Linum tenue is the source of this 2508-nucleotide messenger RNA. Lineage: Eukaryota; Viridiplantae; Streptophyta; Magnoliopsida; Malpighiales; Linaceae. The record is from the annotation of a GenBank genome assembly.
CGGGAGUGCGAGCAGCAUCUCUAAUUUCCUAUUCCGAGUUCCGACGACGGGGAACGCAGUCCUUCUGCUGCUCAGUUCGCAGCCUGUUUUUCCAAUUCCGACGAAGCCACAUCUCCAAUAAUUUCCCGGCGGGAAGAGGCAGCGACGCAGCAGAAUGUCUACCCCAAACCCUAACAAGAAGAUUCGCGGAGAUGGAGAAGCGGAAGAACGCCAAAUCGAGUUCGAUCGAUUGAGCAGUCUUCCAGACCAUAUUCUUCACCUCGUUCUCUCCUUCUUGGACUGCCCCAAGCUCUCGGCUCAAACCUCUGUCCUCUCCAGAAGGUGGAGAUCCCUAUGGAAGCGCGUUCCGAGUCUCACUCUCAGCACCAGCUGCCUCACCCCUUCCAGUUUCGCCAGGUACGUCGAGGAAGUCUUGUCCCGCCGUCCUGAAGGUCGUGACGUCGAAGAGAUCGUCUACUUGCACUUUGAUUUCUCGCUGGACAAGAAUCUGUUCGACAGGGUUGUGAAUUUUGCUGCUUCUCACGGCUGUCGACAUUUAAAUGUUUGUGUGCCGUACGAUGAGGUUCUUGAGCCCGAAUUGUUCGUUCCCUUAGCUAAUAGCGAUCUGAGAAUUCUAAGGUUAAGACGAUCCACUCUGAAAAGUGGAUUUGGAUCAUGUGGGCUCAAGAUGCUGACCAUUUUGGAUUUGGAUGAGUGCUUGCUGCCUUGUGACACUGGAGCUGACCUUGAUCCUUUUGUUAACUUUCCUUGCUUGGAGAAUUUGAUACUGUGUAACUGUUUCUUGGAAGAUAGGGAAUGUGGUUUUAAGAUCUUUGGACCCCGACUGGUUAAACUUCUGAUAUACGAACUUGAUUGCUCUAAGUUGGAAAUAUUUGCACCAACGCUCACGUUCUUCGAUUACAUAGAUCAUUUGAACUCCCCAAGAUUGUACAACUUAAGGCUUCCCUCCCUUGAUCAUGCUGAUAUUUUUGUGCAUGACAAAUGCCUUGAUGAAAGGAACAUGGAAGAGAUGAGGGCUUGUUAUAUCAGCUUGUUACAAGGUCUGCAAAAUGCGAGUAUUUUGGAAAUCAAUCAUGGUCUCUUUAAGUUACUGUGCAAGAAUUGCGAGUUGUUGGAGCAUCAGUCUUGCCCCUUUACUAGAUUGAAGUCUUUGAAAGUAGCUGUGUCUCGAAUUAAUUGCCCGUACAGGUUGCCAUACCAUGUGAUAAGUUACUUCCUAGGAGGCUCUUCCACCGGCGAACAAGCAUAUAUUGAGUUUGGUUAGUUUGGCUAGGUAAUUCUUGUAAGCGUAAGUGGGAACGUUUUUUCGUGCAGUACUUACAACUGCAGUGAUUCAACUUCGCUUGUUUUCAGUCCCUUGCCAAUUUCCCCUGAGAUCCUUGUAUCUCUGCUUGAUUCUUUUGGCCUUGCAUUGGCAACAUUGGUAGAAGUCUGUUAUCUUGUUUUUUCCUGCAUGUAAGCUUUAAGUGGGAACCUCUUUUCUUUUGUUUGGAGUUAUGAUUGUGAGAGGAGCUUGUAUCUGUGCUGAUCCUUUUGCCCUCGCUUUGGAAGUAAGUACCCUAAGCAUUGUCUCGCCUCAAUUAUAGGUGCUUCUCAAAAUGAAUCAUCAUCUUAACCUUUUGUUUGUCGGACCCUGUUUCUCUCGUGGACCUUUUGCCCUUGGCCUCUGCUAUUAUGGUACUGGCCAUAUGAAUUUUCUUUCUAAUUUUUGCUGCUUGGAUAAGCUGAAAAUGUGGAUGUAGUUUUUACCACUUGAUAUGAUAACGAGGAACUCGAUAGAAGCAGUAGCUUGAUUCUGCUGCAGAAAGAAACAAAAGAAUCAGGCAAUUAGUCAGUUCUGUGAUAGAAGCAGUAGCUAACUCUAUACAGUAUCAAAGUUCAAUUGCUUCAAUAAGGGUUCUUCCUGUGCAAAUCCAGGAUGUCUUUAGUUUGUGUAGGUGAUUGAAGGCGGAAAAUACUUCUUUCAUUUUAGGUUAUUGCCUUUGAUGGAUUCUGACUGAGCCUUGCCUCCAGUGUAUUUUAAGAAUCUUUGUAUCACCAUGCUAUUUUGUCCUGCACAGCUUGCUUACUCAUUCUACUUUCUACUAUGUUAUAUGCAUUCCCCCUUUGCUUUUGCCAUUCUUACUGCUUAGCCGUUAUGUAUUUUUUAUGUGCUCGAGUGUUUAUUCUUCUUCCUUAGUCUAUAGUUGGCAGUUAUUCCUUACAUCUAUGACCUGUGGUACUGAUACACUGUUCCUCUGCAGGAACUUGGAGAAGUAGAACUAGGUUCACUUGGAUUUGAGGGAUUGUACUGCUGUUUUGAUUAGAUGUCAUCUAGCUGAAGCUCCUUUUGAACCUUGAGUAGUCCCAGGUUUAGUUUAUAUAGCAUAACUUGCUAUUUAGACUUCAAAGUUGUACUUAAACUAUGUUUUCCAUUUAACAGUUCUGCAACUGCUAGGCCCUAAUUACAUUUCCUAUAGAAAGUCUUUCAUGGAAAGUGUCUCCCACAAUUAUGAGCGACUAUUGUGC